GUGUCUCCUACGCCCGACCCGCACGGCGGGGACAGCGCCACGCGAGCCCUCUAGGCAAUCGCAGGGCCACACAGCAGCUCCGCCGCAGGUGCCACCUCAGAAACCAUGACCCCCGGCGCGGGCCCAUGGAGCUAUGGCCUAUAGGGUCCUGGGCCGUGCGGGGCCACCUCAGCCGCGGAGAGCGCGCAGGCUGCUCUUCGCCUUCACGCUGUCCUUGUCCUGCACUUACCUGUGUUACAGCUUCCUGUGCUGCUGCGACGGUCUGGGCCAGAGCCGCCUGCUCGGCGCACCGCGCUGCCUCCGCAGCCCCAGUGCAAGCGGCCAGAAACUUCUGGCGAAGUCCCGCCCGUGUGAUCCCCCGGGGCCGACGCCCAGUGAGCCCAGCGCUCCCAGCUCACCAGCCGCAGCCGCUCCAGCACCGCGCCUCUCUGGGUCCAACCACUCUGGCUCCCCGAAGGUGGGCACCAAACGGCUGCCCCAAGCCCUCAUUGUGGGCGUCAAGAAAGGGGGAACCCGGGCAGUGCUGGAGUUUAUCCGUGUACACCCGGACGUACGGGCCUUGGGCACAGAGCCCCACUUCUUCGACAGGAACUACGGCAGAGGGUUGGACUGGUACAGGAGCCUGAUGCCCAGGACCUUGGAGACCCAGAUCACACUAGAGAAGACGCCCAGCUAUUUCGUCACUCAAGAAGCCCCUCGACGGAUCUUCAACAUGUCGCGAGACACUAAGCUGAUUGUGGUGGUGCGGAACCCUGUGACCCGCGCCAUCUCUGACUACACACAGACACUUUCCAAGAAGCCGGACAUCCCCACCUUCGAGGGCCUGUCCUUCCGCAACCGCAGCCUGGGCCUGGUGGACGUGUCUUGGAAUGCCAUCCGCAUCGGCAUGUAUGCACUGCAUCUGGAGAGCUGGCUGCGGUACUUCCCACUGGCCCAGAUCCACUUUGUCAGCGGUGAGCGGCUGAUCACUGACCCUGCUGGUGAGAUGGGGCGCAUCCAGGACUUCCUGGGCAUCAAGCGAUUCAUCACAGACAAGCACUUCUACUUCAACAAGACCAAAGGAUUCCCUUGCUUGAAAAAACCAGAAUCGACCCUCUUGCCGCGAUGCCUGGGCAAAUCAAAAGGGAGAACUCAUGUCCAGAUCGACCCUGAAGUCAUAGACCAGCUCCGGGAAUUUUAUAGACCUUAUAAUAUUAAAUUUUAUGAAACCGUUGGGCAGGACUUCCGGUGGGAGUGAGUCUCUGAGGUACACGGGUCUACUCUUGUCUCUUCCAUGAGGUUUGCUCCCAGAGACUCUGAUUAUCGUCUCCAGCCCCUCGUCCCAUCUUGAACCAUAUGAAGGAUUGUCUUGGAACCAGGAAGCUGAGCAAAGGCCAAAAGACCGGUGGUCCCUGCCCUGUCCAGAAAAAUUC
Messenger RNA from Phodopus roborovskii (desert hamster), 1412 nucleotides. It is a transcript of the gene Hs3st2, whose product is annotated as heparan sulfate-glucosamine 3-sulfotransferase 2. The coding region runs from base 134 to 1237 and encodes 367 amino acids. The transcript is spliced from 2 exons. Gene Ontology annotation, molecular function: [heparan sulfate]-glucosamine 3-sulfotransferase activity. NCBI's taxonomy places the organism in Eukaryota, Metazoa, Chordata, Mammalia, Rodentia, Cricetidae. The record is from RefSeq and is a predicted model, not a curated record.